AUGGUGCAGGUGGUACACCGCCACGGUGCGCGCAGCGCACUCAUCGACGACAACACGACGGAGAUUUGUGGCACCCUGUACCCGUGCGGUGAGCUGACCGGCGAGGGUGUCGAGAUGGUCCGUGCUAUCGGCGAGUUUGCCCGCAGCCGCUACAACAACCUCUCAUUGGUGGAGAGCCCUCUCUUCCCGUCGACGCGGUACAACUCCUCUGUCGUGCACACACGCUCCACCCACACCCAGCGCACCAUCCAGAGCGCGACCGCCUUUCUGCGCGGCCUCUUCCAGGACGACUACUUCUACCCGGUGGUGUACUCGACCAACAGAACGACCGAAACGCUGCUCAGCACUGACGCGGUGCCGUCCGUGGUGGGCCGUAGCUGGCUCGACAACCCGGCGCUGCACGCCGCCCUCAACCCGGUGAUCGAUGAGCACCUCAGCUGGGACGCCAUCCAGAGCGCUGCCAAGGACGCAUGGGUCGAGGGCCUGUGCGCGGACUACAACGCCCGCACCAACUGCGUCCUCGACAUGUACGACGUGGCCGCCGCCUUCGAGGCCGCCGGGCGUCUUGACAAUGCCACCAAUCUCAAGGCGGUGUAUCCCGGCCUUCAGGAGGUGAACGCCGCCUGGUUCAAGUAUGUCUUCAGCUGGAACCACACGAGCAAGCUCGAUCUCACGCAGGGCUCCGCCUCGCAGAACCUUGCGCAGACGGUGCUGGCCAACAUCAACGCCCACCGCCUCUCUCCGUCGUACAACAUGUUCCAGUACAGCGCUCACGACACAACGGUGACUCCCUUGGCUGUCACGUUCGGUGACCAGGGCGAGACGACGAUGCGUCCGCCCUUCGCGGUUACCAUCUUCGUGGAGCUGCUCCAGGACACCGCAGAUGCCAGUGGCUGGUACGUGCGCCUCAUCCGCGGCAACCCUGUGAAGGCAGCCGACGGCACCUAUGUCUUCCAGGAGUCUGGUAUCAAGGCAUACUGCAUCGAUGAAGCCGGGAACAAGUACCUCGCACACACCGGCAUCUGCCCGCUGAAUAGCUUCCGCCGCAUGGUCGACUACUCGCGCCCCGCCGUGGCUGACGGUCACUGCGCCAUGACACAGACUCAGUACAGCAACAUGGAUUGCCCGCGCACUAUCGCGGACAACAAGCCGGUGCCGUCGCGCUGCUGGCUCUACCGCCACGUUUGCCCUAGCAAGGCAUGCCCGGACAGCUACAUUCUCUCCGCGGUCGACCACCAGUGCUACCCCGGGCCCGACGUUACGAACCCCACCAGCAGCAGCAGCAGCGAGGGUACCACCACCAGCAGCAGCGAGGGUACCGCCACCAGCAGCAGCGAGGGUACCGCCACCAGCAGCAGCGACGUUACCACCACCAGCAGCAGCGAGGGUACCGCCACCAGCAGCAGCGACGCUACCACCAGCAGCAGCGAGGGUACCGCCACCAGCAGCAGCGACGCUACCACCAGCAGCAGCAGCGACGCUACCACCACCAGCAGCAGCGAGGGUACCACCAGCAGCAGCAGCGACGCUACCACCAGCAGCAGCGACGCUACCACCACCAGCAGCAGCGAGGGUACCACCACCAGCAGCAGCGACGCUACCACCAGCAGCAGCGAGGGUACCGCCACCAGCAGCAGCGACGCUACCACCAGCAGCAGCAGCGACGCUACCACCAGCAGCAGCAGCGACGCUACCACCACCAGCAGCAGCGAGGGUACCACCAGCAGCAGCAGCGACGCUACCACCAGCAGCAGCGACGCUACCACCACCAGUAGCAGCGAGGGUACCGCCACCAGCAGCAGCGACGCUACCACCACCAGCAGCGAGGGUACCGCCACCAGCAGCAGCGACGUUACCACCACCAGCAGCGAGGGUACCGCCACCAGCAGCAGCGACGCUACCACCAGCAGCAGCAGCGACGCUACCACCACCAGCAGCAGCGAGGGUACCACCAGCAGCAGCAGCGACGCUACCACCAGCAGCAGCGACGCUACCACCACCAGCAGCAGCGAGGGUACCGCCACCAGCAGCAGCGACGUUACCACCACCAGCAGCAGCGAGGGUACCGCCACCAGCAGCAGCGACGCUACCACCAGCAGCAGCGAGGGUACCACCACCAGCAGCAGCGACGCUACCACCACCAGCAGCGAGGGUACCGCCACCAGCAGCAGCGACGUUACCACCACCAGCAGCGAGGGUACCGCCACCAGCAGCAGCGACGCUACCACCACCAGCAGCAGCGAGGGUACCACCAGCAGCAGCAGCGACGCUACCACCAGCAGCAGCGAGGGUACCGCCACCACCAGCAGCGACGCUACCACCAGCAGCAGCAGCGAGGGUACCACCAGCAGCAGCAGCGACGCUACCACCAGCAGCAGCGACGCUACCACCACCAGUAGCAGCGAGGGUACCGCCACCAGCAGCAGCGACGCUACCACCACCAGCAGCGAGGGUACCGCCACCAGCAGCAGCGACGUUACCACCACCAGCAGCGAGGGUACCGCCACCAGCAGCAGCGACGCUACCACCACCAGCAGCAGCGAGGGUACCACCAGCAGCAGCAGCGACGCUACCACCAGCAGCAGCGAGGGUACCGCCACCACCAGCAGCGACGCUACCACCAGCAGCAGCAGCGAGGGUACCACCAGCAGCAGCAGCGACGCUACCACCACCAGCAGCAGCAGCGAGGGUACCGCCACCAGCAGCAGCGACGCUACCACCAGCAGCAGCGAGGGUACCGCCACCACCAGCAGCGACGCUACCACCAGCAGCAGCAGCGAGGGUACCACCAGCAGCAGCAGCGACGCUACCACCAGCAGCAGCGAGGGUACCGCCACCACCAGCAGCGACGCUACCACCAGCAGCAGCAGCGAGGGUACCACCAGCAGCAGAAGUGACGCUACCACCAGCAGCAGCGAGGGUACCGCCACCACCAGCAGCGACGCUACCACCAGCAGCAGCAGCGACGCUACCACCAGCAGCAGCGAGGGUACCGCCACCACCAGCAGCGACGCUACCACCAGCAGCAGCAGCGAGGGUACCACCAGCAGCAGAAGUGACGCUACCACCAGCAGCAGCGAGGGUACCGCCACCACCAGCAGCGACGCUACCACCAGCAGCAGCAGCGAGGGUACCACCAGCAGCAGCAGCGACGCUACCACCAGCAGCAGCGAGGGUACCGCCACCACCAGCAGCGACGCUACCACCAGCAGCAGCAGCGAGGGUACCACCAGCAGCAGCAGCGACGCUACCACCAGCAGCAGCGAGGGUACCGCCACCACCAGCAGCGACGCUACCACCAGCAGCAGCAGCGAGGGUACCACCAGCAGCAGAAGUGACGCUACCACCAGCAGCAGCGAGGGUACCGCCACCACCAGCAGCGACGCUACCACCAGCAGCAGCAGCGAGGGUACCACCAGCAGCAGCAGCGACGCUACCACCAGCAGCAGCGAGGGUACCGCCACCACCAGCAGCGACGCUACCACCAGCAGCAGCAGCGACGCUACCACCACCAGCAGCCACCAGCAGCAGGUGACCACCACCAGCAGCAGCAGCGAGGGUACCACCAGCAGCAGCGACGCUACCACCACCAGCAGCGACGUUACCACCACCAGCAGCAGCAGCGAGGGUACCACCACCAGCAGCAGCAGCAGCAGCAGCAAAAGCACAAGUUCAUCGGAUGUCCCUUCCUUCAAAAAGCCCGCGAACUGGAGCCCGCGCGUUCUCUCGCCGGAAAGGGGCCGCCACAUUGCCGGGGACAUCAUCCGCCGCGUGACGAACGGUGUUACGAUCGGUGCGGGUGUCCGAAAGCACGAUGAGUACAGCCGGCACCGCCAACAGUAG
Molecule: messenger RNA, 3843 nt
Organism: Leishmania mexicana MHOM/GT/2001/U1103
Lineage: Eukaryota; Euglenozoa; Kinetoplastea; Trypanosomatida; Trypanosomatidae
Product: putative histidine secretory acid phosphatase
Exons: 1
Coding region: 1-3843 (1280 amino acids)
Biological process (GO): dephosphorylation
Molecular function (GO): phosphatase activity
Source: RefSeq, a predicted model, not a curated record